Messenger RNA from Perkinsus marinus ATCC 50983, 1829 nucleotides. RefSeq lists its product as hypothetical. The coding region runs from base 45 to 1676 and encodes 543 amino acids. Lineage: Eukaryota; Perkinsozoa; Perkinsida; Perkinsidae. The transcript has a single exon. The record is from RefSeq and is a predicted model, not a curated record. Gene Ontology annotation, molecular function: metal ion binding; acid phosphatase activity.
CUCGGCGCCCACACAGCUCAACGGUGGCCCUCACGCUCCUCAGCAUGGGGUUGUUUAGUGCUGGAUGCUCUAGCAGCACAUCAAGUACCACCCCCAGCCCAACGACCGCGGCACCGGUCCCCAGCAGUUGUGUGUCGUUGUCUCCUGCUCACCUGGCACACAGUUACGAUCCUGUCAAGGUCACUUGGCAUCAGUCGGUCAACGAUGGUGAUACUAUAGACUUUGUGCUGAAAAGUACAUCUGAUCCUUUCCAGGGCAGCGCCUUCAGGAUACUACUAUCAGCCCUGAACGGGACCAAUGAAUAUACAGUGAACCUUGUGAACCCUCGUGGUGGCGCUGGGUAUAAGGUCAGCUAUCGUACAGCUGACGGUGACGAGGUUUGUUCAACAGACUUGGCCUUCGCUCAAGGUGAAGAUGAACCAGCACAAGCUUAUCUCACAGUCUUCGGUGAUGAUAGUCUCCAAGUGAAUUGGGUCAGCGCCUCAAGUAAAAGAGGUGAAGUACUCUACAGGACGCCCAGCACCACCACGUGGACCCAAGUUAAUGAGACCAGUCCGGCUAGGACUUACAAGGCGCAAGAGAUGUGCAACGCCGUGGCGAUCUACAUCGGCUUCCGCGAUCCAGGAUUCUUCCACUCUGUUACGAUUCCCAACCUAGAGUCUGGGUCGGAAGUUAGAAUCCGGCAAGGUGCGAGCGAGUCUCGCUCUUUUACGCCCCAUCCCAGGAUCCUCGCUGGUGACGCAUCAAGACAUAGUGUGGCAUUGCUCGGCGAUCUCGGUGUCGAUGGUGGCAGCAUGGGAGGAGGUUCACGCGGUGUAGGAACGAUGGAGUUCCCUCCGCCUUACAUCAGUCCAUCGCUUGCUCAUCUAAAGAACAAUAACCGUAUUAGGCUGACUAUGCUCUAUGGAGAUGUGUCUUAUGCGAACGGCUAUGGCAUUGUGUGGGAUCAGUUUGGCGCUCAAAUGGAACAGAGCUUUGCAAUGAGGGCUCCUUUCGUGGCGAGCGUUGGAAAUCAUGACUAUGUCUCUACGAAUAAUCCGAAAGGCUGGUAUCCUGAUUUUGGGAAUUAUAAUCAGCUAGAUUCCAGCGGGGAGUGUGGUAUUCCUUUCGCACAUCGUUAUGCGUUCCGUGAUGGUUCGGAAGAGCCACGGUAUUGGUAUUCAUUUGACUAUGGUUUGGUGCACUAUUCUAUGAUGUCCACUGAACAUAAUUGGCUCAACGGAAGCGAUCAACACAGAUGGCUCGAGGACGACCUUGCCAAUGUAGAUCGCGAGAAGACACCAUGGGUCAUCGUGACUGGUCACAGACCAAUGUAUCAGACUUGCAAGGGUUUCGACGUGGACCAGCAAAUCUCCGACCAUUUGAUUUCGGACGUUGCACCAGUUCUCAGAAAGCAUCACGUUGAUGUUUUCGUUGCUGGUCAUUACCAUCUGUACGAACGCACGGCCGCUAUCGACGGUAUCGUCCAUGUCUUGGCGGGCUCUCCACGCUUUAUCGAGGGCCCUUCUUGUGCUCGCAUUGAAGUGCCGUGGUAUCGAAAAGGUCUUCUGACCCAUGGCUAUGUUGAACUUGAUGUUGUCGAUUCGUCUGUUCUUAACUUCACGUAUUGGUCAUAUAAUUCCACUAUCAAUGCUGUGACGGUUGCUGAUAAUUUUCAAGUCCGUAAAGCUCAAUAGUCGUUCUGGGUCUGUAGGGUCAUUGCCAGUUACAUACACUGGGUUCACCCUCUCUGUGGGAUCUUGGCCAGCGUGGUUUUGCAGGAGCCGUUCUGGUGUUCAAUUUGAUGUUGAGUCUCUCUUUUUUAUUCUUUCGAUGGCGUAGUAUUAUUA